Molecule: messenger RNA, 2247 nt
Organism: Populus trichocarpa (black cottonwood)
Lineage: Eukaryota; Viridiplantae; Streptophyta; Magnoliopsida; Malpighiales; Salicaceae
Product: rhamnogalacturonan I rhamnosyltransferase 1
Exons: 8
Coding region: 448-1938 (496 amino acids)
Cellular component (GO): chloroplast; cytoplasm
Source: RefSeq, a predicted model, not a curated record
UUGUACCUGACAAACAGAAACCGAAUUUUGAAAAGAAAAAUUAAAGCAAAGACACCAAAAAAACACUUUUCUCUUUUUUGGAGUCUGUUUGUUGAGAUAUAAUUUUAAUUUAUCCGCUCCUUGUAAUUUUUCUCGUGAAUCCCCUCUCUUCACACUGUUAUCCCUCCCUCUUUCCUAUCGUGUGAACUAGCUGAGAGAUUUGAUCGACUCGUGAUCCUCUCAUACCUCUUUUUUUUUUUAAAUAACAACGUUCUUAUCCUUUCCCUCAUUUAUAUUUAUCCUUUUGUUUUUUGAAGGACAAGUUAGCACUGUAAUUCCAUCCCACAAUGUGGAUUUUCUUUUUAUUUCUAAAAAUAAUUAAAAUUCAAGAGCGAUCAGAUUUUUGUUUAUUUAUUUUUUGUAGUUUAUUGUAAAUGAAGAGAAGGCGAUGAGGAGAGAAAGAGAGAAAUGGAGGUUGUUAGAUCUGAGAGCGGAGUAAGGAGCGAGAAAAUAGCAGCGCCGGUGGCUACAGUCAUUGCUAGAACUAAGCGAUUUCAAGUUUGGUUUAUUAGGGUUUGUUCCAGUAUUCUUUUAUGGACCUGUUUGGUUCAGCUUCUUACGGUUGGAGAGUUAUGGCAUCCCAGUUUUAUGGCCAACACCACCGUCUCCAUCGUUAAACCCCCUCAUCACCCCCCUCCCCUCCUUCCUCUUAGAAACUAUACAAGUAAUGGCUAUCUUAAAGUGUCCUGCAAUGGUGGCUUGAAUCAAAUGCGAUCUGCGAUCUGUGACAUGGUGGCUGUUGCCAGGCUUUUGAAUCUCACUUUGGUUGUCCCGGAACUUGAUAAAACAUCUUUCUGGGCUGACAACAGUACUUUUGAGGAAAUAUUUGAUGUGAAGCAUUUCAUUGACUCACUAAGAGAUGAAGUUCGGAUUGUCAGAAGGCUUCCAAAGAGAUUUAAUAGAAAAUAUGGAUACAGAGUAUUCCAGAUGCCUCCAGUUAGUUGGUCACUGGAAAAAUACUACCUACAACAGAUAUUGCCACUUUUCAGUAAGCGAAAGGUGUUGCACUUCAAUAAAACAGAUGCGCGUUUGGCAAACAAUGGGAUUUCAAUUGAUCUUCAGAAAGUCAGGUGUCGUGUUAAUUUUCAGGCACUGAAAUUCACUCCUGAAAUUGAAUCUUUGGGGUACAAAUUGGUUCGCAUUCUACAGGAAAGGGGGCCUUUUGUGGCUUUGCAUCUGCGAUAUGAGAUGGACAUGUUGGCUUUCUCAGGUUGUACUCAUGGCUGCACCAAGGAAGAAGCAAAGGAGCUCAAGCGCUUAAGGUAUGCAUACCCUUGGUGGAGAGAGAAAGAAAUAGUGUCCAAGGAGAGAAGAUCACAAGGUUUAUGCCCAUUGACACCUGAGGAGACAGCAUUGAUUUUGCUGGCAUUGGGUUUUGACAAGGACACACAAAUAUAUAUUGCAGCUGGUGAGAUAUACGGCAGUGAACGGAGACUUGCGGUACUAAGCGCUGCAUAUCCGAGGAUUGUGAGAAAGGAAAUGCUAUUAGAUCCAGGGGAGCUGCAGCAAUUCCAGAACCAUUCAUCUCAAAUGGCUGCUCUCGAUUUCAUGGUCUCAAUAGCCAGUGACACUUUCAUUCCCACCUAUGAUGGAAACAUGGCAAAAGUUGUGGAAGGUCACCGCAGGUAUCGUGGGUUUAAAAAGACAAUCCUUCUAGACCGUAAAAGACUUGUAGAGUUGCUGGAUUUGCAUCAGAAUGGGACACUCUCAUGGAAUGAGUUUGCAGUUGCUGUUGGAUCGGCACAUGAGAAGAGGAUGGGACAGCCAACUCGACGUAGGGUUAUUGCAGAUAAACCAAAAGAGGAAGAUUAUUUUUAUGCAAACCCUCAAGAGUGCCUUUGUGAGGGAGCAAAUUGUGAUGAUUUAUUAGGACCUGGUAACUCAAGUUCAAUUCGGUGAUUGCAACAAAACCAAGCAGAUUGAGAUGGUGUUCCACUUAAUUUUUCUUAAAGCAGUGUGGUGCACAUAUCACGUGGCUUUCAUAGCUGGACUCCCUAAUCGACCCAACGUAUACACACCUACCUUAAAGAUUUGUAAGGAACGACAGAACAGAACCUUUGAGUGCCCAUUCUGGCUAUCAAAGUCACUCGCUCUUCAAUUUUUUUUCCCUGUUGAUAUAUUUAUUCAUUUCUUUUCCAGCCAAAAGUUUGUUCAGGAAUGCCAUAUAAUCCCACAGUUAAAAAUUUACGACGGUAGCCUUUUCUCUGA